Molecule: messenger RNA, 1425 nt
Organism: Sporisorium graminicola
Lineage: Eukaryota; Fungi; Basidiomycota; Ustilaginomycetes; Ustilaginales; Ustilaginaceae
Exons: 1
Coding region: 1-1425 (474 amino acids)
Molecular function (GO): catalytic activity; molybdenum ion binding; pyridoxal phosphate binding
Source: RefSeq, a predicted model, not a curated record
AUGCCGGCAAAGAUCCCAUUCUUCGACCCCUCGGAAUCGCUGCAACAACGAUGGCGCGAAGCCACCUCUUCUAGCCGCAUCACCGCCCAGCUCUACGUCUUUGUCCUCAUCAUCACCAUCGGCGUGUUGCGACAGUUCCUGUACCCCACCUCGUCCUCGUCCAAGCCCAGCGGAACCUUUGGUGCUGUCUCCCCGCCCUCUGAACCAGGUGCGGAGGAUGAAACGGUCGGCGAGAUCGCAGAGCUCUUCAUCUACCCCAUCAAGUCGUGUGCGGGGGUUUCGGUGUCUGCAGUCGAUCUCACAGAGCAGGGGUUCGAUCUGGAUCGGCGAUGGAUGGUCAUCCGCACCGCAAAGGAUGGAAAGCUGGAAAAAAUCAGCUUGCGGGAGGAGCCUCGACUGACGCUCAUCCAGCCGGUCAUCGACGAACGCGCCAACGCCCUAACACUGCGCUUGACCGAGGCAGGACAGAGAGAGGAGAAAGCUCGCACGCUCGGCGAGACUGUCACACCGCUUCGACCGACACCCUCCGCGUUGAAAGCAUGGAAGCAGGUUCCCAGCGUCGAGAUGUGGGGCGACUACGCAGACGGCAGAGUCGCAGAGCUGCCGGACGGAGGCACGCGCAAGUUAAGCCCCAGCGAGUGGAUCAGCGAGUUCCUCGGCUACCCUGUGCUUCUCAUCCACUUUGACACCACAUCCAGCACGGCCCGCAAUGCGUUUCCGAUCUUCAAACCGCCCUCCGACUCACCCUCAUGGUCGGGAAACGAUCUAGCCGAGCUCCAGCGCAGACGCGGGAUCGAGUUUCAAGACGAAUACCCCCUUCUCGUCGCCUCUCAGGAAUCGCUUGAUUAUGUCCGCUCGCAGCUGCUCGCAGCGGUGAAAGCGGGGAACGGCGGCGACGGUCGAGGCGGACGUGCCAUCACGGGUAUCGAUCCACUCAAAUGGUCCGACCCCACCGCGCUCUCCAUCGCACGCUUCCGCCCCAAUAUCGUCGUCAAGGGUAGCAGCACCACCACCCUGAGCGCAUUCGGCGAAGACUCAUGGGAGCGCAUCUGGAUCCUUUCCCACGCACCCCUCGAUGCCCCUGCGGAUCCCAACGAAUCCAAAGCCAUGCUGCAACUCGUCGCGCGCUGUCAACGAUGUCUGCUCACCGCCGUGGAUCCGAUCACAGCCGAACGCGAUCCAAGUGUCCCGCUCAAGCUGCUCAAUCGCAGUCGCAUGAGGGUCAAGAAAUCCGCCGGCGUCCAAGGGGGCACCGGAAGAGCCGGUCCGUGUUUCGGCAUGUACGCCAUUCCUCUCCCGCUCAGUCGAGCCAGUGUGCGAGAAGGCGUGUAUGGGCAUCUGCAGACUGGCGAUGCAGUCAGAGUCCGUUGGCGACCCUACGAGCUCGACGACGAACCGGAUCGAAAACGCAUCGCUCAGCAAUGA